UGUGAUGACGGCUAGAACGGCAGCAAGUGUUGUGAUGCGUAGGUGGGAGGACGUCCCGGUAUCGUGUAUGCUGGAGGACGAGUUUUACAGUUUAGAUGAUUAAGGAAGUCUGAAUCGCUUUCCACGGGAAACCGGGUCCGUCGGUUGCUGCUGCUGUAAAUGCUUCCAUUGCUUGCAUGCUGCCUUUUCCAUUGGACCGCCACUUAGCCUUUUUGGUCGCUAUGUAUCUCUCUGAGGGGAUGUGCUAGGAGAGUAUCGGAAUCCGAUGGAAAAAUCGUUUGAUGACAGAUCUAUGGGGUGAUUUGCGGUUGUUGAAGAAUGUUUGUUCCCAGAUCUCUUAAAGUCAAGAGGAAUGCUGUUGAUGAUGAGUGCUGUGUAGCUAAGAAAAACAAAUCCUCCCACAAUGAAUCUGCAUCUGAAAAGGCUACAGAACUCAGAGAUUCCAAGUCUGACAUAAAAGAUGUAGCAACUGUUGAGACUGAUUCAUUGAAAUCAAUAGAAGGACACACUGUCCCACAGAUAUUUUUAGAUUCAGCUCUGGACCUUACUGAAUCAGAGUUAAAAAACAAUGAGGACCAUUGUGUUACAGAAGAACCCAUAAAAUCUUUCAGUAAAACUCAGCGCUGGCCACAAUCUGGAGAACCUGUAUGUGUGGUCUGUGGUCGGUAUGGGGAGUACAUCUGUGACACGACUGAUAAAGAUGUCUGUAGCUUGGAAUGUAAAGCCAAGCACCUUUUACAAGUCAAAGGGGAGGAGGAAAGCUCAAAACCUACUAAGAGUGAAAAAGCCAACUCUCAGCCUGCCUUCCUUGAUGCUGCUUAUAUGUAUGAAGAAAAUGAAUUUCUGUUAAGCCUUCGGGAUGAGCAGAUUGAAAGUUUAAAACAGCAGCUGGGCAUAGAUGUUCAAGGGCAAGGAGUUGCAAGACCAAUUGUUGAGUUUGAACAUUGUGGCUUCCCAGAAAUUCUCAACAGCAAUUUGAAAAAAGCAGGCUAUGAAGUCCCAACCCCUGUCCAGAUGCAGAUGAUUCCAGUUGGGUUGCAGGGCAGGGAUGUUGUGGCAACUGCUGACACAGGCUCAGGAAAAACUGCAGCUUUCUUGCUUCCUGUUAUAAUUAAAGCUUCAGAAGAGACAAACACUCUAUCCGCUCUUAUUCUGACACCAACAAGAGAAUUAGCUAUACAGAUAGAGAAGCAAGCUAAAGAGCUCAUGAUUGGUCUACCAAAUAUGAGGACCGUUCUGCUGGUUGGAGGAUUGCCUUUACCACCCCAGCUUCAUCGCCUGAAGCAGAAUGUGAAGGUGAUCAUAGCAACACCUGGACGGCUCCGAGAAAUUCUAAAGCAAUCCUCUAUUCAACUUCACAAUAUUAAAAUUGUAGUCGUUGAUGAGGUUGAUACCAUGCUAAAGAUGGGCUUCCAGCAGCAAGUGUUAGAAAUUUUGGAAAAUAUUCCCAAUGAUCAUCAAACCAUUUUGGUGUCAGCCACAAUGCCUUUGAGCAUCGAACAGCUGGCAAACCAGCUUUUGCAAAAUCCAGUGAAAAUAACAGUUGGGGAAAAGAAUCUGCCAUGUUCCAAUGUUCGCCAGAUUAUUUUGUGGAUAGAAGAGCCUUCCAAAAAGAAAAAGCUUUUUGAAAUAUUAAAUGAUAAAAAACUCUUUAAGCCUCCAGUAUUGGUAUUUGUGGAAUGUAAGUUGGGUGCUGACCUUCUGAGUAGUGCUGUUCAUAAAAUCACAGGUUUACAGUCAACAUCCAUGCAUGCUGAGAAAUCACAGUCAGAAAGAACUGCAAUAUUACAGGGAUUAUUGCAAGGGAAAUAUGAAGUUGUAGUAAGCACUGGAGUCCUUGGGCGUGGACUCGACCUUGUCAAUAUUAAAUUGGUUGUGAAUUUUGACAUGCCAUCUAGCAUGGAUGAAUAUGUACACCAGGUUGGAAGAGCUGGUCGGCUGGGUCACAGUGGAACUGCAAUUACAUUUAUUAAUAAUAACAGCAAGAAACUUUUCUGGGAUGUGGUAAAGCGAGUUAAACCAACUGGCACUAUUCUUCCACCCCAGUUACUAAAUUCUCCAUAUUUACAUGACCAAAAGCGGAAAGAACAGCAGAGGAGCAAAGAAUCUCAGAAUGAUCUUGUAACUGGGGAUAAUCUUAUGGACAUUAUUAGGAAACAUGAUAAAAGUACUUCUCAAAAGUAACAAGCUAUACUCAAAAAUAUAACCAUUUUAUGUUAACUUGUUUUAUAUGCAAAAUUUUAAUCCAUUUCUAUGGAUGUGCUUCAAUAAAAAACAAGCAUUUUGUAGCCCUAUUCAAAUGAGAGAGCUAAGCAAGGUGUUAAUUUUUUUUUCAUUUAAACUGAUGCUUAAUCUUGGUUAGAUUGUAUUUUACAUCUGAUAGUUUAUAUGUCUCCAUUCUUAUAAGAUAUCAAAAGUGCCAUUUUAGUAAGAGAACGGUUUUGUUAGGUUGAGAUAGUGAUUUAUUCUGAGUCAUUUUAUAUUUCAUUAAGGGCUUAGACCUCAGGUUAAAUGGCAAAAUAAUAUGUUUUUUCACUGGCUGAUUUUAUUGCAGUAUGUGUAGAGAAGCAGAGAUCAGGAAAUCUCAUUCACUGUUACCAGAUAUUACAGCAUUCCACAAAUACAAUUAUUUAGUCGGGAUUAACUUUUUAGUUUUGGCAACCAAAAUCCCGCAUCCUGUUAAAUCUCAGAGGUAGAGGUGGUUUUUGAACAGACAUUAUCUAAUUUACGAUGUGCCUGAUGAACUGAGAUGCUUUGAGUGUGCAAAAUAAGCAGUUGCUUCUGCAUUUGUUUCUUGAAGUGGCUGGUUUUAGAACAUGGAAAAGCAAAAGAAUAUAAGAAGAUGGAGGAGUGACUGAAGUAUAGAUUAAAAACAAUAAGGCUCUGCCAGACUUGAACUUAAAUUAAAAGGUAAAUUUAAGUUCAAAUUCAAAAGAUGUUGAGACAGGCAAUGGGUCAAGUACUUCUGAAAGGUAGUAUUUGUUCAGUUGUAUCUGUAAGCAGGGAUUAAGGGGGAGGCAGAUUGUAGGUGGGGAUUAAUCUUUUUUUCUUACAUGUGAUUAUUUCCAGUCCCGGUUCAGACUGAGUUAAUUGGGUGCAUAGAUUCAACUCACACAUUUCAGAUUCUUUGUCUGGACAGGAAGGGCCUCGAGACAAAAUUGAAAAAGGACAAAAAGAUCAUGUGAUUCUGAGCCAACUAUUCCUUACCCCUGUCUGAGUCUGGGAUGGCUACAAAGUCACACUAGUAGUCAAAAAUCUCUGGAAUGAGUAAUUGCACCUUUUGGUUUUCUGGUUUUGAAAUAAAAAAUGUAAAGAUUAUUGGCUA
Candoia aspera is the source of this 3325-nucleotide messenger RNA. RefSeq names its product DEAD-box helicase 59 (gene DDX59). The transcript has 8 exons. Bases 319 to 2184 code for a protein of 621 amino acids. Gene Ontology annotation, molecular function: nucleic acid binding; ATP binding; RNA helicase activity. NCBI's taxonomy places the organism in Eukaryota, Metazoa, Chordata, Lepidosauria, Squamata, Candoiidae. The record is from RefSeq and is a predicted model, not a curated record.